Stegodyphus dumicola is the source of this 2109-nucleotide messenger RNA. RefSeq names its product myelin expression factor 2-like. The record is from RefSeq and is a predicted model, not a curated record. NCBI's taxonomy places the organism in Eukaryota, Metazoa, Arthropoda, Arachnida, Araneae, Eresidae. Gene Ontology annotation, cellular component: cytoplasm; nucleus. Gene Ontology annotation, molecular function: mRNA binding.
UUUAGCAUUGUUGAGUUCAAGGAUCACGAGACUGCUUUAAAAGCAGUUGAAAUAAUGCACAAACAUGAGCUUCGUGGGCGACCUCUUAAUGUGAAAAUAGACUCUGGUGAGAUGGACAGAAGGAGAACAUCAGUUAGAAAUUCGGAACGGGAAUUUAUGCGUAACAAUGAUGGAUUUGGAGCAAAUGAUUUCAGACCGGAUCCACCAUUUAAUACAUAUGGGCUUAAUCCUGAAUUUCUGAAAUCUCUGGGUAUCUGUGGGCCGCUUAAUAAUAAAGUUUUUAUUUCUAAUUUAGACUAUAAAGUUACUGAAAAAAAGCUUGAAGAAAUUUUUAAAAUUGCUGGGAAACUAGUGAAGGUUGAAUUAAAUGUUGACAAUGAAGGCAAAAGCAAAGGCCACGGAACAGCAGAAUAUGAACAUCCUUUGGAAGCAGUUCAAGCAAUCUCUAUGUUUAAUGGACAGAGGCUGUUUGCAAGAAUUAUCAAUGUUCGAAUGGAUAAAUUUACUGAUGAUGGCGAUGCAAUACCAGCCAAGUUACCUGUUGGUCUUCAUGGUAUUGGAAAAGGAUUGGGAAUAAAUGGACAGCCUAUGCAAUUUAACAAAAGUGCUUCUGGCAUAGCUGCCAAUGGGAAUUUUGGUUUUGGCAUGGGAAUGGGCAGUGUAGGAGGUGGAAUGUCUGGUGGUGGCAUUGGUGUUGGUUCAAGUAAUUUAGGAAUGUUACCGUCAUCUGGCAUGGGUCUCGCUCCUGCAGGAGGAUUGGGUAUGAAUAAUGCUGACAGAAUGAUGGGUGCCUCUGGUAUGAGCUUAGGCAUGACUGGCUCAAACAUGGGUGUUCCUUCUCCUAAUGUUGGCAUGGGAAUGGGAGGAUCAUCCUCCAUGAUGCCAAGUGGCAAUGUCAUGGGACGCUCUGCCAUGGAUAGCAUGGGUCGAGAUGCUCCAUAUCAGCUUGGAAGUGGAGUUUCUCGAGGCUUUCGAGAUAAUUUUGAUCGACCUAAUGAUUCCUACAACAACCCAAAUGUUUCUGAUACAGUAUUAUUGGGAAAUCUCCCCAGUUCUUUCAGUUGGCAAAAUCUUAAAGACAGAUUUCGAGAUAUUGGAGAUGUUCGAUUUGCUGAACUCAAAGGGCAGGGAAAUGCUAUAAUAAGAUUUGGUUCUGUUCAAGAUGCACAACGUGCUGUUGAUUUAAUGAAUGGCUAUAGAAUGGAAGGCCGAGCUAUACAAGUUCGUUUUUACUAAGCUUGGAGAUCAUCCACAUCAUGUCAGUCUAUGCAUUUCACAUCCCAUUGUUUAGUCUUUGUAUUAGUAAAGUGGAACUUGUGUCAAAACAACAGAACUUUUAACCCCGCCUUUGUUUUGUUUGGUAUUGCAAAAGCAAGAUUUUGCUUAUUAAAUACAAAAUUUGCUUAUUAAAUCCUAAUUUCAUUAAAGCUUGUGUUUUAUUUCUACAAUGUUCAUAAAUAAAAAAUAAAAUUUAAAAAAAAAAAAAAAAUUCUUUUCCUUGUGAAAAUUGUCCUUAUCUGUUCUGAUUCUUUCCCCUCUUAUUCCAUAUUGUUCAAACCUAUUCAAAGAAAUAAAAUUAAUUAUAUUUAAUAUGUAAAAUACAGUAUCUGCAAAUAUUAUUCCUAAUAUUACUAAAACAGUUAUUUUUGUUCGCAUUUCACUUUAGAUUACUGUAAAACUGUCUGUUUUUAGCUAUUUCAAUGACACCUUAGCAAAGAGUAAUUUAUCAAUAAAACAAAAAUAUUUGAUACAGAAAGCUUCCCCCCCCCAGUAAUAUGCUGUUGAUAUUCUUCAUGUAAUCUGGAAUUGUUUUCUGUACACUUCUACAUAUUUGAUUUUUUAUUUGGAAAAAUUGCAUAAUUGCAAAGGCAAAACAAUCCAUAAAAUUAAUGUUACAAAAGCACUACUUGCAGUGUUGAUUCUCAUCUGUUUUUAGUGAAAAAAGUUUCAUUCAUAUUAUAUAUAUACUUUUAAUGUAAUAAAUUUUUUAGUUACAACUGUUGUAUGUUUUUUUUCCUUAAUAACACUGUUAUGAUUAUUCUGCAUGCAUGUAAAAUAUGUCAUAUUGCAUUUAAUUCUUAAUAUUCCUGAAUAAAGAUUAAUAACAGA